Molecule: messenger RNA, 1707 nt
Organism: Coccidioides posadasii C735 delta SOWgp
Lineage: Eukaryota; Fungi; Ascomycota; Eurotiomycetes; Onygenales; Onygenaceae
Biological process (GO): protein phosphorylation
Molecular function (GO): ATP binding; protein kinase activity
Source: RefSeq, a predicted model, not a curated record
AUGGACUUCUACGGCACCGCCGCCACUGCGAUUGACCAUGUCAUCAAGGUGACCAUCUUUAUAAAGGGGGUUAUCUCUGAUAUCAAGGAUUACGACGACGAUCGGGCCAGCAUCCAGCUUAAACUCGACCUCCAGCUUACCUCGUUGGAGUUUUUUCGUCGAAGGUUUCUAGACGAGAAAAAUGGGCUAAUGCUUCCCGGGCGACUUCCGGAAUGGAUAGCCGACACAAUUUGUGACCUGCUGUUGAAGAUGAGCCGGGUGCUCGCAGAGUAUCGAGUGCUCGUUGGUCGAUACGAUGAUUUUGACGAGAAAGUAAAAGUGAGCGAGGAGGGCGACAGCGUGAGCAAACGGGAAAAAUGGAAACAGACCUUUCUGGAGCGGGCCAAGACCCAAGCCAAAGCCCUCAAGAUGAAGGGCUACGACUGGUCCCUCUUUGAUAAAAAGAAGCUACUUGGUAUCAUGGAGGAAUACCAGGGGUGGACGAGCAACCUGAGGGACGUGAUGCAACAUUUUUCUCAGGAAAUGGUUUACAAUAUCGCGGAUUCCGCAUCGACUGCAAACGACGAGAGCCUUAAAGGUACCGGUCUAGAGCAGGUUGUCCAAAGGCAGAAACUUAUGUCCUCACAACCACCCGAUGACUUUCAGGAGCUUGAAGGAGAUAUUGCGGAGGAAGGGAGCCCUUCAAACCGCUUUCAACCAGCCCGCUGGACAUGUGGCGGAGAGUCACUGCAAGUCUUGGUUGAAUACCGCGAGUAUGACCGUCGUCUACGGCUGGACGACUUGGAUCCCGAGGAGAUCGCUGAGCUGAAGGAGCCAGUGAGAAAUCUUGCGUGGCUUCUGCAGAAUUCCACCUUUCACGAUGGAGGCGAAAAUACCAAUGAACCACAGCAGCCCGCCAUUUACUCACUCCAAUGCCUUGGGUUCAUGGACCAGGUGGAAAAGGAGCGGACAGCUUUUGUUUAUAAACUGCCGUCCCUUCAGGCCGAUGGUGAAACGGAAACAGGCAUCAAGAUCUGCACGUUGCACGAUCUAAUCACGAAGGUCGACGUUAAAACGAAACGACCCCUGAAACCGUCCCUUACCGAUCGCUUCAGCAUUGCUCACUGUCUGGCCCUAACCCUCUCCAAUGUUCACGCUUCCCUGUGGCUGCACAAGAACAUCUGGAGCCGCGGAAUCCUCCUUUUCCAGCAGAAUAAAGAGGGCGUCGCCUCUGUUGAAAUACAGCGAGUUCUCGUCCCUCCCAACGGCGCCGAGCGCUCGCAAAUAGUUGCCUUCCUAGGUGAUUGGGGCUAUGCAAGACACGUCGAAGGUGCUACCGACAUGCGAAGCGAUUUCGAGAUUGAGCCGAAUAUUUACCGGCACCCAGAACGACAGGGCGCACCAACACGUCAAUUCGCACGACCCCACGAUAUUUAUGCUCUGGGCGUGGUGUUACUGGAGAUUGGCCUUUGGAAAACCGUCUCCCAGCUAUUCGACGCUCGCAUCAAGGAGGGGCAGCGGACCGGGAAACUCCCCAAACCCAAAGACGUGCGAAACGCUUUGGUUGCUCUGUCGCAGACUGAGCUUCCCCGCGAAAUGGGCAUUGCAUAUGCAAGCGCUGUAGUGAGAUGCCUGACGAGUGAUUUCCGGAAGACUAGCGACACGGAACUUUCCUUGGAUUUUAGAGAAAAAGUAGUUGAUGCCAUUGCGUUAGGCAUGAAAUUGUAG